Bathycoccus prasinos is the source of this 2061-nucleotide messenger RNA. RefSeq names its product ORF73. Bases 1 to 2061 code for a protein of 686 amino acids. The transcript has a single exon. NCBI's taxonomy places the organism in Eukaryota, Viridiplantae, Chlorophyta, Mamiellophyceae, Mamiellales, Bathycoccaceae. The record is from RefSeq and is a predicted model, not a curated record.
AUGACUCCUCUCUCGGCGUCGUCUUUGUGCAGUCUCGCUCCUUCUGAACAGACUCUUCUCCGAUCGUCGUUCACGAAAACGCCGACGAUGAUUUUGGGGACGAGAACAACAUCUUCAUCCAGUCAGCAGAGCAACCGGAGAAGGUCUUCGUCUUUCUUUCUUCCUAAAGCAGCACACGCACGCGCUUCGUCUUCUUCAUCGUCAUCCAAAUCGGAACAACCAAAAGCAUCGUCGUCGUCAUCGAGGAAGAAAACAAAGAAAGCAUCUCUUCCUUCUUUGCAAGCGAAGAGAGAAAAGAAGUCUAAAACUCUCACUUCUUCUUCUUCUUCUCUGCCACGAGCGGUGGCGCUGUCGAGUAGGAGCGGUGGUGGUGGUAGGAGUAAUAGUACUGAAGACGAGAGUAGCGGCGACGAUGUGUGGUCGUCCGGCGUCGCGUUGGAGGCGGGGGACGACGCUCUACAGUUCGGAGAGCUUUUGGACGCGACGGAACCGAUGGUGCGGCAGAACGAUAAUAAUAAUAAUAAUAAUAAUAAUAAUAAUAAUAAUAAUAAUGGUAACAGUGCGGUAGCGGCAGCGACGUUAGGGCAGGCUUUGCUCGAUUCAUCUUUUCCUGCGGCGGUUGAUGAUGAUGACAGGGAGGAGAAGGAGGAGGAGGAGAAGGAGGACAACGACGACGACGACGACGACGAUUUUUAUAUCAACUUAGACCCAACGGAACACUUGUUGUCGUCCAUCAACGAAAUCACGCGCAUACAAAAAGCGAACGAAAAGCUGCGAUUGGAAAACGAGCGCAUAUUGACGCGAGCGAAAAUCGCCGAACAGAGACGAGGCGAAGAGAGGUUGGAAUCGAGCGAACACAGAGAAGAAUUGAAACGACAGGUGGAAAUGUUAACCGAGGAUUUACGAAGAGAAAAAGAAAUACGAGAAGAGGAGUUGUUCAAGGUCGAGCAAGAGAAGAAAGAGAUGAACGACUUGCUGGAAAGAGAGAAGAGCGCGUUCGAGGAAAGAGACGAGACGAGACGAGACGAGAUUGAGAGUUUAAAGGAACGAGAGGAAGAAACGAUGGCGACGUUGAAAAACGCGUUGAGGGAGGCGGAGGAUGUGGCCGAGAAACGAAGCGAUGAGCUUUCCAAGAGCGAGAACACUGUGUUGGAAACAAAACAACUCUUAGAAACGGAACAAACAAAAUCGAAAGAGUUGCAAAACGCUUUGAACGCUUUGAAAGUUGAAUCGCAAGAGUUGAAGGAAGAAACGAUCAAAGACGAGCAGUUGUUGAACGAGAAAAUCAAAGAAAAUAUGGAAACCGUGGAAAACAUCAAGUGGGAAAUGGAGACGAAAAUCAGCGCAUUGGAACUCGAUAAAGAAGAGUUGCUGAAAACGCAAGCGAGCGAUGUCGCCAAGUGGAAGAAAGAACUCGAAGAGAGAGAAUCGGCGAUACUGAAAUUGACAUUGGAACGGGACGAAGUCGCUGAAUCGUUGAGAAGAGAGAAAACCGAGCUCGAAAACGAUUUGAAAGAUGCGAACGCCGCCAUCGCGGCAUUGACUGAGCGCGUGAACAGCGAAGAUUCCGCGACACUUUUACUCGAAGAAGCGACAGUUCGAGCGGAAACGUUGGAGCAAGCGAUGGAACAUCUCGAAGAAGCUUUGCAGGAAGACUUGAUUGAAAGCGAGAUGCAAACGAUUCGCGCGAAACAAAUGCUCUCGCUCGCGGAGGAUAAAAGCGAUAGUUUAGAAAAGAGAGUGCAAAUGCUUUUAGAUGAACUGAACGAGAACGCAUCAGCGGCAGAAACGAGCAACGCUUCUCCUGCGAACGCGGACGCUCUCUCGAGAAUUAAAGAACUCGAAGACGAACUCGAAGAAGCCGGAGACAUGACGGAAAUUCGAAACGCCAUCGUGGAAGAGUGCUCGUUGAUGCGAGAAGAGGUUGAAAUCAUGGAAGAUCGCUUGGAAAAGAUGCGCAUCGAACGCGACACCGCGGUGUUAAAACUCUCCAAGUACGCCAAAGAGGAAAAAAGCGACGACAUCGACGUCGACGAGGAAGAAUCGAAAGACUGUUAUUAA